Molecule: messenger RNA, 929 nt
Organism: Magallana angulata
Lineage: Eukaryota; Metazoa; Mollusca; Bivalvia; Ostreida; Ostreidae
Product: UPF0184 protein-like
Exons: 2
Coding region: 16-345 (109 amino acids)
Source: RefSeq, a predicted model, not a curated record
UACGUUGUUUAGCACAUGACACAAAAUAUGGCCGAUGAUGUAAACAUGCCUGAAAACCACGUAAAUGGAUUUGAAGAAACCCCAGGCGAGCGAGAGGAUCAGAAUGAAGCUGAUGAAACAGAAGAAACUGUGAUUGGAGAUGAGGAAAAUCUAGAAGAACUCGUAGAAAAUGCAAGCAAUGAGUAUCAAGACCUGAGCAACACGCUCGAUCAGAUUGACAGAUAUAUGACGAAUUUAGAAAACCAGAAUGAUUCUCUCGUGUCCAAGCUCCAGGAUCUUCUCGAGUCUAACCGACAGAUGAGGGCAGAACUUCAACAGGAAAACGCCAAAGUAAAGAACAGCUGACAUGCAAUGAAUUAGGGGGACAACUUAAUUAAAGAGAAUAGACGUUUAAAAUGUAGAUAUAGUCAGACUAUAUUUAGUGGUUUUCCUUUGCUCGUCAGUUGGAGCAGGGAUUAAGUUCUUUUCUUUCAAUAUUCGGAUUAACUGUAUCGAUUGUUAUCAUUUUCAAUGUACUCCAGCAGCGUGGUUACCAUGGUAACAACAUUCAAGUUUCUGGCCAUCUCGAGUUACCGGAACAGCUCGGAUGCCACGCGCAUCAAACGUGUAACAAUCUUACUGUGAAUAAUGAUCAGUGUCCCACACAUCGGAAAACAAGAUCUAAAGGAAGAUGUUCUGGUUUUAAUUCUAGUACUGGAUAAGAUUUAUGUAUAAAGAACCGUACAUGUACAUUGUAUAUGUUUUGAACAUGUUUUUGUAAUAUGGUUUAGUUUAAUCAUUCAAUGUUGGAAGUUCAGGUUUAAAUAAUAUUGCUGGUUGUAAUAAGAUUUAUGUAUGAUGAACAGUACAUUGUAUAUGUCUUGGAUAUGUACGUUUUGUAAUAUAUAGUUUAGUUUAAUCAUUGUUAAAAAUAAAAUUGGUGUAACAUG